This is a messenger RNA of Bipolaris oryzae ATCC 44560, 525 nucleotides long. RefSeq lists its product as uncharacterized. The record is from RefSeq and is a predicted model, not a curated record. The transcript has 3 exons. Bases 1 to 525 code for a protein of 174 amino acids. NCBI's taxonomy places the organism in Eukaryota, Fungi, Ascomycota, Dothideomycetes, Pleosporales, Pleosporaceae.
AUGCGCUUUACGUUUCUUGCCUCGACAAUUGUUACGUCUGUCUCUGUGCUUGCAGCACCAACCGGUCUGCACUCCAGAACCGACGUGCUGGUGGAGCCUCGGGCAGCUCUCGCUAAGCCAGCGCCAUGUGUGCGCGAUCCCAGUGCCACAGAAAUGCAGAACAAAGCUCGGUUUAAUACUUUUGUGCAGGCUUUGAUCUACAAGCCUGAUAUCACUGAGGCGUUUUCAUAUGUUGCCCAGGACUAUGUUAACCACGGCAUUCCAUUGUUGAAUGGAUUUGACACCGGAUGGGAUGUUUUUUCUCUCACUUGGGACCUGUCAAGUAUCACGCCACUGGGCUCAACGUUCCAGUAUCCUCAGGGCUGGGUGAAAUAUAAAAAGCAGUUUAGAGAGGUCGUUGAGCGGUUCCGUAUGGAUGGCGGAUGCAUUGUUGAGCACUGGGUUCAGAACGAAGAAGUCCCACUGAAUGCAAUGACAGUGAAGAGAUCACACUCAAACCCUAUCACCCAUUGCUGUGCCGCUUAA